AUUGUUAUGUCCUGAAAUCAUCAGAAAAUUUAAUGAGAUUACAUGCAGCCUUUUAUGUCAAUUAAAAUGAUGCUUAAAAUGAUGGAAAAAGCUGGUGAACAUGGACCCAAAGAAGCAUGGAACAAACAUGUAGGUGUAUCAAUAACUGAAGCUUCCAUUGCUCAUACUUAUUAUUGGACAUUUAAAACAUUCUUAGAUACAUUAAUAAAAGUUUAGGAUGAGAACAUUAGAUCAGUCCUAUCCAAUUUAUGUUGCUUGUAUGGUUUACAAAGAAUUAUUGAUUGGCCAAUAGGAUAUUUCGAAGGAGGAUUUUUGAAUGGGGAGUAAUUAGAAAUCAUCUUAAAUGCAAAAGAACAUAUCUUCACUCUUUUAAAACCAGAUUUACUUGGACUUGUUGAAUCAUUUAAAUACAAUGACAAUGCUUUAAGAUCAGAUUUAGUAGAUGCCAAGCCCUUAUGA
Messenger RNA from Paramecium tetraurelia, 459 nucleotides. RefSeq lists its product as uncharacterized. NCBI's taxonomy places the organism in Eukaryota, Ciliophora, Oligohymenophorea, Peniculida, Parameciidae. The transcript has 4 exons. Gene Ontology annotation, biological process: lipid homeostasis; fatty acid beta-oxidation using acyl-CoA oxidase. The record is from RefSeq and is a predicted model, not a curated record. Gene Ontology annotation, cellular component: peroxisome. Gene Ontology annotation, molecular function: fatty acid binding; FAD binding; acyl-CoA oxidase activity.